GUUCAUAAACCGCGUAUCGAUAUCUGUGGGGCAGCUGGUGGCGGGAGAUUCGCGCAUGGUCCUGCACGUCAACGAUCAUCUUUGAGCGCUUCUCUACUUUCAGGAUUUGCCUUUCGCUCUUUAAAUUACAAUGGCGCUGCAGCAAAACGGGAUCGGAUCCAAACACAGCGGUGACACUUCCAGCGAUCGCCCAUCUACGAACGGGAGCGGAGAAGUCCAGCGUGACCGGGCUGGGUUCACGUUCACCUCCGAGCCCACUCUUGAGGACAUCCGCCGCAUGCAGACUGAAUUCACGGAAGAGAGGAACUGGAACCAGUUCCACAAGCCGCGGAACCUGCUGCUGGCGCUGGUCGGGGAGGUCGGGGAGGUGGCGGAGCUCUUCCAGUGGCGCGGGGAGGUGGAGGAGGGUCUGCCGGACUGGACCGAGCCGCAGCGGGAGCACCUGGCCCAGGAGCUCAGCGACGUGUUGAUCUAUCUGGUCGAACUGGCAGAGAAAUGCCACGUUGAUCUGCCUCAAGCUGUCCUCCGCAAAAUGGCCCUUAACCGACUCAAGUACCCGGCCAGCAAAGUUCACGGGUCUGCCAAGAAGUACACCGAGUACAAGGACUGAUG
Molecule: messenger RNA, 612 nt
Organism: Puntigrus tetrazona (Sumatra barb)
Lineage: Eukaryota; Metazoa; Chordata; Actinopteri; Cypriniformes; Cyprinidae
Product: dCTP pyrophosphatase 1-like
Biological process (GO): nucleoside triphosphate catabolic process
Molecular function (GO): nucleoside triphosphate diphosphatase activity
Source: RefSeq, a predicted model, not a curated record